AUGGCGACCGGUGCGUAUGCACCUCUCGAUAAUAAUCCUAUUUCAAGCGAUAUUUGCAGUUCAAGCAGUGAAUUUUAUGAAUCAAGUGAUGAUAGUGUGGUUGAUAAGAAUUUCGUACCAUCAAAUGAUGACGAAAGUUCAGAUACAAGUGAGGAAGGCGACUCACCUGUACCUACUAAAUUAUCAAGAAUAACUGAAACUACAUCCGAAAAAAACUCCGCAAACUCGUUGGAGACAAAGAAGGACGAGAACUAUGAACAGGUGAAAGGAAGAGAAGACGCAAUUAGGACAAGAAUAUUCAACAGUAAAGAGCAAGAAACUUGUUAA
Acanthoscelides obtectus is the source of this 327-nucleotide messenger RNA. The record is from the annotation of a GenBank genome assembly. Lineage: Eukaryota; Metazoa; Arthropoda; Insecta; Coleoptera; Chrysomelidae.